Molecule: messenger RNA, 1869 nt
Organism: Thyridium curvatum
Lineage: Eukaryota; Fungi; Ascomycota; Sordariomycetes; Thyridiales; Thyridiaceae
Exons: 5
Coding region: 1-1869 (622 amino acids)
Biological process (GO): siderophore transmembrane transport
Molecular function (GO): siderophore-iron transmembrane transporter activity
Source: RefSeq, a predicted model, not a curated record
AUGGCUGCCCCCUCCAGGCCCCAGGGCGCCCAGGAGCGCCCUCCAUCAUCCAACCAAGAGCACAAGCAGAGCCCUAGCGUGGAUGAGGCCUCUCUCUCGGAAGAAAAGGGAAGGUCCUGGGGUGUGUUGCAGUCGGAUCUGAUUCGAAAGGCUCCCAAGAAAUGGAUCAUUCUCGCCUUUUGCGGUUUGUAUCUCAUGACCUUCAUCUUCGCCUUUGAAAGCCACACUACUACGACCUAUGCGGCAUAUGCGACCAGUAACUUCAAGGGCCACUCGCUCCUAAGCGCAUCCCGGGUGGUCAAUGCCAUUACCAUGUUGCUGACGUAUCCGAUCGUGGCCAAGCUGUCCGAUCUCUUUGGCCGCGCCCAACUCUUCGCCUUUUCCAUCUUCCUCUCAGUCAUCUCCCUGAUCCUCUUUGCCGCGUGCCAAAACAUCGAGACAUACUUUGUCGCCGGCUUCUUUGGCGCCAUCGGCAGCGUCGGCUUCGGCAUCACCCAGCAGAUCUUCAUCUCGGACGUCACGACCCUGCGCAACCGCGGCAUCUGGCUCUCCCUGCCCGACACCAUCGCCGGCAUCCCGACGCUGUACCUCGGCACCUACGUCGCCGACGCCUUCCUCGACGGGCCCGGCUGGCGCUGGGGGUACGGAAUGUGGUCCGUCGUCGAGCCCGUCUCGGCCCUGCCCCUGCUGCUCACCCUCUUCCUGCGCGAGCGGAAGGCGAAGAAGGAGCAGCGCGCGCGGUCCGGCGCCGUCGUGAGGCCCAACAACGUCCUCAGCGAGAUCCGCCCCGAAGACUCCCUGCCGACCAAGGCGUACAAGCUCCUCUGGGUCGAGCUCGACCUGCCCGGCGCAGCCCUGCUCAUCGCCGGCCUCGCGCUCGUCCUCGUCCCCGUGUCGCUGACGGGCCGCGGCAACAGCACGGCCUGGGGCAACGCGUCCUUCAUCGCCAUGGUCGUCGUCGGGUUCGUUCUCUGCGUCGCCUUCCUCGUCUGGGACGCACGGUUCGCGCGGAAGCCCUUCAUCCCCUUCAAGCUGGUGCGGCACCGCACCGUCGUCGCCGCGUGCGCCAUGUGCGUGCUCGACUUUAUGCACUACUCGCUCUUCACCGUCUUCCUGCCCAGCUACCUCCAGGUCGCGGGCCACUUUUCCGCCGGCCACGCCACGCGCAUCGACAGCAACUCCCUCCGCGUAGCCUUCCAGAUCGCCUCCCUCGUCGCCGCCCUGCUCAUGCGCUACACCAACCGCGCAAAGAUGUGGGUCCUCGCCGGCGUGCCCCUCUGCGUGCUGGGCCAGGGGCUGGAGAUCUACCUCGUCAACGUGGGCGGCACGCACCCGGCCGGCGAGGCCGCCUUCAUCGCCGCCAAGUCCCUGGUCGGCGUGGGGCGCGGGUUCUACCAGACGGCGGCGCAGGUCUGCGUGCAGGCCGUGGUGCGGCGCGACGAGGUCGCCGUCGCCACGGGCGUCUUCUUCGCGAGCAUGAACCUCGGCGGCGCCGCGGGCACGAGCGUCGCGGGCGCGGUCUGGCGCGCGAACCUGCUGCCGAAGCUGGCCGAGUACCUGCCGGCCGCGGCCAGGGGCCGGGCGGCGCAGAUCUUCGGCUCCAUCGUCGCGGCGCAGAGGUACCCCGCCGGCUCGCCGGAGCGCGCCGCCAUCGACCGCGCGUACCGCGAGACGCAGAGGCUGCUGGCGAUCGGGGCGACGUGCAUCCUCGUGCCGAUGCUGGCGGCCAUGUGGUUCGUCGAGAAUGUCGACUUGAGCAGGAAUCCCAAGGGGAUGAGCAGUGAUGAUGAGAGUGAGGGUGAGGGCGAGGGUGAAACCAAGGUGGAGAGGAAAAAUAGGGUAGAGACGGAGAAGAAAGUGCAGCUAUAA